Cavia porcellus (domestic guinea pig) is the source of this 12879-nucleotide messenger RNA. It is a transcript of the gene Gfod1, whose product is annotated as Gfo/Idh/MocA-like oxidoreductase domain containing 1. Lineage: Eukaryota; Metazoa; Chordata; Mammalia; Rodentia; Caviidae. Gene Ontology annotation, molecular function: nucleotide binding. Bases 6938 to 7801 code for a protein of 287 amino acids. The transcript is spliced from 2 exons. The record is from RefSeq and is a predicted model, not a curated record.
CAACUUCACUGUGGUGUGAAAGAGAUAGGCAUUCAGUGGUAUCUGCAUUUGGAAUUUUAAACUUGGAUCUUCUCCCAGGAUCGUGAUAUUUGAUCCACCUCUCUCAGUGCUGGGCGGGCAUCGCAGCUCCUGGUCAGUUCUGGGAUCUAGAGGGGUGACAUCCGACCUCCACAGUGUGCUGUGUCGCUGGGCCUUGGAAGUCGGGUAGAUGAAGAGUCUGUGCAUCUUCUGCUGCUGUCUUCAGUGUGGGAUGGGUUUGUGGAGGUGUAACCCCGUCCUUAGUGCAGGGGCAUUUGUACGGAAGCACACAUAUCCUGUUGGUUCUGUUUCUCCAGACUGUGGCUGGAUCAAGGCCACCUGGUUAGAGCAGGGUGACAAAUCUUCUCAAAGUCAUGUUCUGCAGCUGUAGGUCUGGAAAAACUUGUCCAUGGAAAAGCUGCUGCUGUGGGUGUGGGUCCCCAGAGAUCUGUGAGCCUCUGAGCUGUGUCUUCAAGGGUGGGGGGACCGUGGAGGCAAAAGUUCUGUUUGGUUCAAUCUCUGGCCAAGUGUUGGGGAAAUAGCUCUGGCCCUUCCUGUGGGGAACAGGACCUCUAAGGUGAGUCCCAAGAUGCCUUGUGGCUUAGACUUCCCUUGAAAAUUCUCGGUACUCUACUGGAGAGUAUUUGAAAAUGCAGAAAAAUAACUUUGCAUGAAUACCAUACAAUUUUUUAAAAAUUUCCAGUUUCUAAUUGCAGUAGCACUUUGGGCUAUUCUAUCAUUCUUUUCAUUAACAAAAUAUCCAUCAACGGAACCAAGUUUCAAGUCCCCAAAUGAAGUUGGUUUGCAGCUUUUACAGUGCUCUAGGGGGAAAAAAAAGCGCAGAUCUGCUUUCUCGCUCUUUGUCUUUUUGAUACGGGGUACUUUCUCUACUUGACUUUUCCACAAAGUUUCAUAUAAAUGAAACCAUGUAACAUGUAAUCUUUCGUGUCUGAGUUCUUUCACGUGGCAUAAUGUUUUUGAUGUUUAUUCUUGUUGCGUAUCAGAAGUUCAUGUCUUUUUAAUGACAAUAAUAGUCCAUUGUACAUAUGGACAGAACACAUUUUGGAUAUGCAUUCACCAUCUGACAAGCAUUGUUAUCUCAUUAUAUUUUUUUUAGCCAUUAUGAGUAAUGCUGCUCAUAAUAUAAGUCUUUUCUAGAUCUACAUUUUCUUUCCUCUUGGUUACAGACCCAGGACUGAAAGUAUUGUGUUUUACAGAAUGUAUAUAUUUAACAUUAAAGAAACUGCCAGAGAGUUUUCCAAAGUGGCUGCAUGUUCUUAUCUUCCUGCCAGCAGUGUGGGACAGUUCUCGUUUCUGUACAUUGUCACCGAUACUUAGUGUUGUCAGUCUUUUGAUAAAGGCCACAUUAGCUGGUAUUUUGCAGUAUCUCGUUUUGAAUCUGAUUUAUAUUUUCCUAAUGCCUGAUGGUGUUGGGCAUCUUUUCCUGGGUUGAUUAUUCAGUUAUGCAUCUUCUCUGUUAAAAUGUCCAUUCAAAUCCCUUCUCCAUUUUUAAAUAGGGUUAUUGUCUUGCUGCUGUGUUGUAAACAUUGCAUUUGUGACUUUUAAAAUUGUGUUGAGGUAGCAGCUUCUGUUGGGGAAAGAUACAGCUUUUCCUUCUUUUUACUUUUGAAACUAAUGCAGUGAUAUUCUUCAACCUAGUUAACAGGGGCUUUUCUAAACCCUUGUGGAAGUGGCUCAUUAUGUAGAUGACAGAGACAGUCACUUAAAGAUGCUGAUGCCUGGGGCUGUGAUAUAGACCUUGGCUCUGAUAAUGUCCCAACACUGUGCCAAGGACAUUUUCAAUUGACAGAUUAUUGGUGGUGCUCCUAAGUUGUCUUAUACUCUAUUUUGCUCAGUAUCUGGGGAGUUUUCUCUGUUUCCCAUUUAUUUUUGAGUGCCUCUAGCACUGUGUGGGCUGUGGCUAGAAAUACCCCAUGUAAUGUGCUUGCUCUUUGUCUUGGAGGGAAGAUGCACACAGGCAAACCUGACCAGGUGAUGAGGAGUGUGAUUAAGGGCAGUGAAUGGGUACCCUGGGCACCCUGCAGUGCCAGAAAGGGCUUGCUUAAGGCAUGGAGAAAACCCCCCAAAUCAUUAGUAGAUUAAGGGUCCAUACCCUGGUGGCUUCCUAGUGCCAGGCCACAAAUGGCAGCAAAGCAAAGUUGGGGAAAAUGGGAGGGGGAUGUUUUCAUAACCUAUCCCUCAUAUACAGUAGCUUGUGUAUGAAUAGGAAAUGUAAAUCUAGGCAGGUCCUGGUAAGGGCUUCCUCUAAGAGCUGAUGAAUUAUUGCUUCCGGGUCACUGCUGAAUUGAAGUAAGGAGCUGGAGUUUGAGGUUAGAGAUACACUGUGCACGGCUGAUGAGGAAAGGCUAUGCAGUCCCCAGUGCCCUCCCCCCAGGCAGCUGUGUCCUUCAGGAGGUGACCCUGUGGGAUUGGAGGCUGCCUGCAGGCUUAGGAAGAGAAGUUCCUGAGAGCGGGAAUGUCUUGGGAGACCUUUAGCAGGAGCUGGGGCUUCCACUGGGGCAAGAUGAAGGGAGAGGAUUUAAACACUGAGAAAUCAUGGUGUAGAAGGUUCUGUGAUGUAGAGUCACCUUCAAGGAACCACCUCGAUCUGCAGAAGCCUCCUGCGAUGUGUUUCCCACUGUUGAUCGCCUAGGACAAAGUUACAGUGGUUUCAACAUGUCCUGAAUUCUCAAUAGUUCAUUACAUAGUACAAGAUCCCGAGCAGAGAUCCCAACACUUUGAGAUUCCCAGCACUUUGCAUGGAUACUAUUUGAGGCAAAGGAAAUGCUAGUGCCUUGCUUUGAUUACACAGGUGCAGGAUUAUUGUGCUUAGUUCAUAAAUAAAUGUUGUAUGUCACUUACAAGAAAAAUGUCCAACAUUUAGAAAAAAGUAGUAAGUAGUCAAGGCCACUUGUAUUGUUCUUGUCCUCCAGUUUGCAGAUGGUGACAAUAGUGAUGACAGCUUUGGGGUCGGCAAGGGAAAUAGCGGGCAGAGGCCUUGGAAAGAGCCUGGUUGAGAGGCUUCCAGAUGCUGGCCCUAUAGAGAACUGAUAGAGCUGCACAGUUCGAUUCAAGCUGAACUUCUGGAGAGACAAAGCUCUGUGUGCAGUGGAGUUGGUCGUGCUGUGUCCAGGAUGCAAGAGGACCUUGGCUGUGGCCAUGUUUAUGGGCCGCUGGGGACAGCUUGUGUCCCCUCGGUAUACAGUGGAGCCCUGCGGUCAUUUGAAUGUGCUGGAACUCUGGAAUUGAAAUGAAUCCCCACUAUGAGAUAGUAAGAGUUGGGACCAGGUGGGACCUUUCAGAGAUGAUGAGGGUUUUCCCUUUAGAAGGGGAUUAAUCCAUUUGUGUGAUUAAUGGAUUCAUGAGUUAAUGGGUAUUCUGAAGAGGGGGUCUGCUAUAGAAGCCAAUUUGGUAGCUCUCUUGUGCAAUCCCUGUCUUGGGCUACGUCCCCUUGUGAAAAAGGCCGUCACUAGACUCAGCCCCUGAGCCUUGGAUCAGAACUGUGAACCAGAAUGUGCGUGUUGUCUUUGUAACUUGCCCUGUCUGUAGAACUGUGACAUGAGCAACAGGAAAUGGCCUAAGACAGGCUCCGUGUGGGGGAGAAUCAGUGCAGAACUGCGGUCACGGUGUGGUAGGUGAGUACGGAUGCCGUGUGGGAUGGAGGUGGUUUUAGGAAGCAACCUCCAAGGUGAAGUGAAUAGUAUUAACUUGUGCUGUAGGAUCCAGAAAUCAGUCGACAGAGCCUUUGGAGGUUACUACUCUGGCUGGCUAGGCUUUUAAAGGAUUCCCAGACAGACAAGUUGUAGAUCUCCAUUACUAUUUUUUUCUUUUUUUGAGAUAGGGUCUUGCUAUGUAGCCCGGGCUGGCCUUAAACUCACUGUGUAGCCUAGCCUGGUCUCAAACUCAAAGCAAUCCUCCAGCCUCUGCCUCCUGAGUAUAGAGAUUACAGGUGUGCACUGCCAUACCUGACCUCUCUGUCACUGUUUCCAAAAGGAGAAUUCCUUGUUGAAUUUGGUGUCAUUUUGUUGAAAGUGGUGAUACACCCCAAUAUUUUCAUCAGUGAGCAAAGCAACCAGUUUUCAGAGGUUGACUUCCCAGAAUUAACAAGUCCCGAGACAGUGCAGUGAUGGGUGUGUGGGAAUCACACAGCCUGGAUGGAUGCUGGCCUUGCUAUGCACUUUAUAGCUGUGAUUAUGUUAUUUUUCUGAGCCUCAGUUACUUUAUCUGUAAACAAGAAUAUUUGAAUUACCCAGUUCUGAAGGUUGUUGACCUAAAUAGGGUUUUGUUUAAAAUGAGUGCUCAAUAAACACGAGAAUCCUACUUAGCGAUAACGUACUGUGAUGAGCUACUUUCCACUCAUUCUUUCUUGAAGAAGCAUUUUUGGAGCAUUGGCUACAUAUUGGACAAUAUCUGGGUCUGUGCUAGGCAGUGUAGUAGCCACAUGUGGCUCUAUUUCCAUAAAUUAAAAUGAUACAGAUGAUUAAUGCUUUUCCUCGGUUGUCCUAGCCACAUUUUAAGUGCUGGAAGGCGACAUGUGGCUGGCUGUGUCUGCCAUAUUGGAGUAUGCAACACUGAACAUUUUCAUCAUUUGCAGAAAGUUGUCGGACACCUCUGAUCCCAAGGCCAGGGCUAUCUCUGAGCAAGACAGUCAUUUGUGCUUGAUCUAAACAUGGAGUUUUGAGAAAUCCAAACUUGGAUGGGUUUAAUUUUCUCCAAGGACUGACAUGAGUACUGGUGGCUCAGAACUAAUUAGUAGAGGUCUCACAAGGUCUGGGCACAGCCUUCUCGAUUCAUUUGUAAGCACUCUAUUAUUAAUAAGGAGGAGAUGUGCUGGGGAAAGUUUCCUAAAUUAUCCAUGAGAUUUGGGGAUGGAGAACUGGAUAAAUGAGGCUCCCCUCUCACCACCCCACCUUCUUGUAGUUUAAUCCCAGGACUUUGGGUGAUUGUUGGCACAGAUCAGAGUAGAAUGGUACCCUGGAAAGAGCUCAGCUUUAACCCCUCAGCAGGUACCCUGGAAAGAACUCAGCUUUACCCCCUCAGCAGUCCACUGAGGGACUGGCCUUUUUGGUCAGUGUAGAGCAGAAAAACAAAGGGACUUAACAGAACACGCAGGAGGACAGUGAGCAGAUGUGACUUAGACACCAGGUCUCUCAAUCCUGCAAGAACGUCCAAGAACACUUAGCAGCCAAUUCCUGACUACCUGGUGGAGGGGAAGAAUUCUGAGUUCACGGCAAGGUGGCUGUGAUAGUUUGGGUCAACAAUGUACUCAAAAGGCUCACAUUCAGAGGUGGGGUUUGGGGAAGGUGAUUGGAUGAUGGGGAAAUAAACUCAUCAAUGCAUUAACCCAUUGAUGCGCUCUUGGCUGAAUGGGCUCUUAUUGGAAAAGUAGAUACUUCCUGUUUCCUUUUGAAGACUGUCUUUUCCAUAGUCUCUUCCUUUCACUGGGGCUCUUCUCCUGCUUCCGCUUCCUGGCUACCAUCUGCCAAAUACUUUUCCUCCCCCACACUCUUCUGCUGUGAUGUUUCUGCCUUGCAACUACCCGACCAUGGACUAGAACCUCUGAAGCUGUGGGAAAGCUAGCAAAUACAGUGGCUUUCUGCUCUGCUGUCGCAUACUGUGUGACUUUGGAUAAGCAGGAGUUCUGCCUGUAUUCCUCUUCUCUCCAUUUUCCCCAUCCUUCCCUUUGUUUGAAGGGAAAGGCUUGAUAAAUACUGGAGCAUACAGCCUCAACUAAUACGUAAUUACUAUUUUGCUAAUUAUUAUUGCAUUUUCCCCUCCCUUUGAGUCCCAUUAACGUUGUGAAAGCAAGAUCCAUUUGUGUGAGCAUUCCUUAGGGAGCUGCUGCGUUCCAGCUUGCAAGAGCUGGGAGGAAGAGGUAAGGCUGUGAGCACAUGCAUGCCCCAGUCAGUGUGCUUCUGCCCGGCAGGCGACUCUUGAGUGCAGUCAAGGGCAAAGUAACGAUUUUAGAUGACUUGUUAUUUAAAUGUGUCCCUGGAAGCUCUGCUGUCUCUUCCAUGAAUAUGAAUAAUCAAAGUGGAUGGUGGAAAAUGAGAUUUGUUCUUCUCCCCUGUCUCUUUCUCCUUUCCAAAGGAGCAGGGAUAGGAGGAGGAAAACUCAGCAAGUAUAAAAAUAUAGGGGGAAAUGCCAUGUGGUUUUGUUUGUAUGAGCUUCUUCUCCCUCCAGCACUGCCCACAGGGACCUUUGUUUAUACCUCUGGGAUGCUUGCUCUCACAGAGUCCUGAGGGACAGGUUUGGAGCCCUGGGGGAUGUGGCCUGUCUGAUUUAAUAUGCACAGCUGUUCACAACAGGGCACGCAGGCAGCCUGCUGUUUCUCCGGGAGGCCUGUGGGUACCACACUGCUACAUCUGUGGGGUGAGAUUUAGCGGCUCGCUCUUGCAUGGACGCAGCUGCCUCUACCCACAGCUUGUGGGUGUGGGGAUUCCAGGAGCCUCCCCAGUGGACUCUGGCUCUUCCUCUUUGCACCCCCUAGUCCCAGGCAUGCUUAUGCCGACAGAUUCGCUGUCACAUUCAGGGACCAGGGAAGCCAGGGGGACUGCACCAGGUACGUCCUUUGACAGGAUUUCUCAGCGUGGGUGCUUCCCAGGCUUCACACUGCUGCAACUUUUGUAUCCCCACCCGUUUACCGAGGGCCUUCAGGUGGAAGGCAUCAUUCUAGGUCAUGGGAGGCGGAAGAAGUGAAGAAUGUGGGAUGCAGUAUCUGCUCUGAAGGAGCUUAGCAUCCAGCCGGAAUUCACCUCUCAUUUUUGAAGAAAGGAGCAUUAACAUGUUACAGAGCUCAUCUGGAGCAGCAGGCGUGGAGUCCAGCGUGGUACAAGUGUGACACCACAUAGCCAAUCUCUCAGGCAUCGGCAAGAACGUCAUCUGCGACCGCACGGCCACGCCGCUGGACGCCUUCCGCAUGAUGUCGGCGGCCCACUACUACCCCAAGCUCAUGAGCAUCAUGGGCAACGUGCUGCGCUUCCUGCCGGCCUUCGUGCGCAUGAAGCAGCUGAUCGAGGAGGGCUACGUGGGGGAGCUGCUGGUGUGCGAGGUGCAGGUGCACGGGGGCAGCCUGCUGGGCAAGAAGUACAACUGGAGCUGCGACGACCUGAUGGGCGGCGGCGGGCUGCACUCGGUGGGCACCUACAUCAUCGACCUGCUCACCUUCCUCACCGGCCAGAAGGCCGUCAAGGUGCACGGGCUGCUCAAGACCUUUGUCAAGCAGACGGACCACAUCAAGGGCAUCCGCCAGAUCACCAGCGACGACUUCUGCACCUUCCAGAUGGUGCUGGAGGGCGGCGUGUGCUGCACCGUGACCCUGAACUUCAACGUGCCCGGCGAGUUCAAGCAGGACGUGACCGUGGUGGGCGCGGCCGGGCGCCUGCUGGCCGUGGGCACUGAUCUCUACGGGCAGCGCAACAGCGAGGCCGAGCAGGAGCUGCUGCUGCAGGACACCACGCCCGUGAGCAACUCGCUGCUGCCCGCCAAGGCCUUCAGCGACAUCCCCGCGCCCUACCUGCGCGGCACCAUGAAGAUGAUGCAGGCCGUGCGCCAGGCCUUCCAGGACCAGGAUGACCGGCGCACGUGGGACGGGCAGCCACUCACCAUGGCCGCCACCUUCGACGACUGCCUGUAUGCGCUCUGCGUGGUGGACACCAUCAAGAGGUCCAGCCAGACUGGCGAGUGGCAGAACAUCGCCAUCAUGACUGAGGAGCCCGAGCUGAGCCCCGCCUACCUGAUCAGCGAGGCCAUGCGUCGCAGCAGGAUGUCCCUGUAUUGUUAGCGAGGACCUGGUGGGGACCGGGGAAAAUGCAUAGUGGGGGAGAAUACAUGGCAUCUAAGGAGGGGGACCCUGGCCGGUAAGGGACCCCAGACAGUGUUGGUGGACCCCGAGCCCUACCUGCCAUGGCCCCUGCUGGGUGUUCCCAUCAGAGGCAGAGGUCGAGCAGCCCCGGCUGCUGCCCUGCACUGUGAGAAGCAAGGACAGGUCACUUCCCUCCCUCUCAUCUGCCCCGGCCGGGUGCCUCGGCCUCCUGCAAGGCGUGUGUCAGAUGGCGAGGUCACGUCUCACACGGCUCUAGCAUGCCUGUUAGUCCAGGGAGGAAGUUCAGAUUCCAGGAAGCCGCUUUUGAUUCCACUUAAGGUAUCUGAAGGAAAAGUAGGUGGUGUACCAAAGUGCAGUUUCCUUAACUGGGAAGUGGAAGGGUGGCUGUCUGGCCUGAGCAGAGCCCAGGUUCUCACGGGCUAAGAGGUGGGCGGCACAGAAGGAACUGUCCCUCUGAGCUCUUCGGCAGUGGGACAGACCUGAAGAGUUUCCCUGGAAGGGAGGGAGAGAGGAAGCGGUGUCCAUUGCCACCUGGCUCUCAGGUUGGCGCCAAGAAUGCCACACUGCAAGGAGGUCUAACUUAGAUGUGUUCGUGUGCCACCCUCCAGGCCUGGGGACAGCCCCUGGCCUCAGAGUGACUUCCCAAACUGAAGGGGAAAAGCCUCACCCUGGAGCUGUGUUGGGCUUUACCACCCGUCUCUGGUUAGGAGUGGUACCCAGCUUUGAGGAUGUAAAAGAGAAGCCUUCUCUUCCACUCAGAUAGAAUGCCUUUCCCUUAACGAGAAGAGGCGAGGUUGUUUUUUUCCUUUGCUUUGGCCCUGGCUCUCAGGAUGUGGACACCUAAAAACUUGUGAAGAGGUGGCAAGCAAAAGGACAGGCACGACCAUAGUUUUCAGGAUUUCUAAAUUGGAGGUGUAGGAUUCUCAGAGAAGAAGUUUAAUGUUGGGAAAAUUUCUACUUUCUCUCCUGUUGCUUUUUCCCUCUUCUUAGUGUUCAUGAGUGAAAAUAGGCACAAGCUGAAAGGAACAUCCAGUCACAUGCAGAUGUGUGUUUUAAUGGUUCUUAUCAAGAGGCACCAAUACCAUCUUUUAAUAUUCAGAUCUGGUCUUGAAAGACUAAGUCAAGUACAUUCUGACACUGGGAUGUUAUGUUUUUCUGAUUUUUCACUCCUCAUGAGACGUUUGCCCGGGUUAGGUAUGGAUGCUAUUCCUUGUAAAUCCACCCAACUUUUGUUCACAGACUCGCUGUUACAGAGCAGUCUUUGGCAUGUGGUAGAGUUUGGACUUCUUUGUAGCUGAGCAGCAGAACUAGAAGGAAAUUUAAUGGACCUGGCUCCACCCUCCAGGCUUUAUUUGAGCAGGUAACGUCUAUAGGCAAACAGAUGAUUGGUUGCAUCCUCCAUCCUCCCCUCUGGGGUCAGUUCAUGUCAAAGCCCCUGGCUACUCACAGGCGCUCUGUGAAUAUUUCCACACCAAAGGGAGGGCGCUCAUUUUCUAGGAUGGAGGAGUCAGGCUGGCUCUCUGCACCCUCCUCCCCUGCCAGCCUCCCUGCAAAGGGGCAAAGUCAGCUGAGAUGCCACAUAAGUCAUCAGGGUCCCUGGUGGUUGACAUGGUAUGGUCAGCAUUUCCAGUUUGGCAGUGAUCAGUUGACUGGGUGCAGAGAAAGUAGAUGACUCUGUGGGCCUCAUUUUCUAAGUCACUUAUAGAUAUACCUGGGGAUUCAAUUUUAUGUUUCUGUGCUUAACUGAUCCGUGAGAUUCCAGCUGCCUCAGGGCUCUGUGAUACAUAGCCAUUGUCUAAAACAAAAAUUUUCAGUUGAGCUUGGGAGAUACAAAAAGAAUAUACUUUAACAGAAGCAUGAAAAAAUAUUAGUAUGUGGACUCAAAUUUUAGCUACUGAAAUGCAUGUAGUAGGUAGAUGUGGGAAUGAGGAAGAAUGAAGAUCUAGGUUGUUCAUUUUCAAAAAAUAAUGCAGUGGUGAAGAGAUUCCUUCUGCUCCUCUCUGCCAGGAGCAGCGCUCUGAGGCUGACACUGUAAGCCCUCACCAGUGUCCCCAGGACUAUUUCAAACCCAGUACACUUGGGAAUUUGGACAUCAUCCCUAACUUUGAUCUUGAACUGAGUCCCAGCAAAAAUCCAGCCCCUUUUGCUUUCUUUCAGGUGUUGCAAGGGCUGGAUGGAGGCAACACGGUGCAGUCUCCCCCUUGCCUAUCUCGGCCCCAUUCUUCCAUAGAUCCUACUCUUUGCUGUUGGUCAGGGCUUUUUUUCCAGGUGUCCACAAGUGCUUGGGCUGUUGCACACUUAUUUAGAAAGUUCAGAGUCUGUGACCACUGUCAGUCUCUCUACACUUCUCCCCUCCCUGGGAAAGUGGCACUGUGGGAUGCCUCUGAUGUACCCUGGCACACCUGAUCAUAAAUGCCACCGUGUCGGGUUAUCUGGAUUUUGCAGGAGCCAUCUUGGCUGAGUCUGGCCAACUCCCAAGACUUCUCUGCUGUGUGCACAGCAUUCAAGUACGUGAGCUCCUGCGAUCCAUAAACUGACCCUAGGCUACCAGUCCCUUGACACAGAAAAAAGUAACCUGACCAGAGUCACACAACUAGGAAGCAAAGUAAGCUCACUUAAUCCAAAACCUGGCUUCUUUCAACCAUAUUUGGGCUUUGGCUGCUCUUCCUGGGCAGGAAGGGUGCUCCCUGUCCAACCCUUAGAAGGUCAGCUGCAUGAUAAGAGCAGAUGGAGACCUCCAACACUCUGCUGAGCGGGACACCACCUCUGAGCUUCUGCAUGAAGCUUUGAACAGAAGUAGUUGAUUCUCCCCCUCCUUCCCAGAAUGAAAAUAUCACUCAGCUUCUUUUCAAGUGGAUUUUCUACAUUAAUUUUUGAUUGUAGGUCACCAAGCAAACCUCAGAGUCAGGAGUUUUCAAAAACACUGUGGUCUCUUAUAGAUGGCCAUGGACUUGGAGGGGCCCGAGUGUAACACAGGAAACCUUUUCUCAGGAAGCCGGGCUUUUAAGGUUCAUUUGCUGUGAUCUGGAGUUCAGCUGUGCAUUUGAGCCCUUUUAGUCCUCACUCUCCUCAUCUUGUCCAGUAGCUACAACUAUUGAAUUUGACCCGUGUUUAUAAGUUAGCUGGUGAGCACAGGAGGAAAUCAGCUGAUAUCCUUGGUCCAAGAAAAUCCAGUUGCAUGUGAAGGGAUUUCAGAGUCUAAUAUAGUCAGUUCUUGCAUUUUAUAUCCCAGAAAGAAUCAGUGAUGGCUGAGGACACCCCACUUCUUCAGUGAUAGGAAACCUGGCUCCACAGCCCACUCUGCUGCAUACUGCUGAGCUUUCAGUUAGGGACAGGAGACUCAGAGAGGGAAGUGACUGGUCACAAGGUCCCUGGCUAGUUGGUGGAGAAGUUAGAAUUGGGCAUCAGGCUGUGUCGGACUGUAUUCCCCAAGCUACUGCAGAAGCUCAGUUAUGUCUUGAAUGUACUUAACUAGCUGUUUAAAAUUCUCCAUUGUGGCUGUAAGGUGAACCAUUGUCUCUAACUUGUGUUUUAUUUGGCAAGGAUGGGGGCAUCCAUUCAGAGGUUGUCCCCCCGUGGGCUGUAUGGAUAUUGCUUCCUCUUCCCGUUGCUGGGUACAAACAUAGGCUGUGACCAGUUUGGAUUCUUACUCCACGGACUGCUUAUUUUGUUUGGCCAUCAAAGCCCUCGAGUUCACAGCACGGAAGUCAUGACACUGGAGAACUUGCCAGAAAACAAAAAUCAGCUAUGAGAACCCUGCUUUUCAGUUCCAUGGUAGGGGUGGGGAAGAAAGCUGGGAAGGAAAAGCUGGGUGUGUCUGAAGGGUGGUUCCAGAGUCCUCGUGGGCUUCAGGCUCUCCUGGCCUGUCCUACCCUGAGCAUAGAAGCAGAGGACUGUCCAGCUUGCCCCAGACUUCUCCCCUGUGCUUCUUUAAAAAUGAUGGGUUUAGUGGUCCCAUUAGAAGAUGGCCGUGAAGCCAGUGCUGUAUCCGAGUGACCAUGGUUAGGAAGGGACAGUAGCACCCAGCUGACCCUCUUCUCCUCUACGUCGUGGGUCCUAUUGGCUGGAGCCCUUUAGUGGCCACCCAUGGGGCUGGCUCUCCCCUUCAGGCUCCAGAAGUAUUGCAUUACUGAGUACCCUCAAAUCUGUGCAGUCCUUUGGGUUCACACCAGCAGUGGACCGAGUGAUUCAAAGAUCCUACUAAAUGCAAUGAGUUGAUGCUUCACAGGGCAGUCAGAGCCCCGCUGGGUACGGAGUACACGUCAGCCAUGGAGCCACAUGUCCUACCUCUCCCCUUCCCCAUGCGCUCUGGCGUCUGCUGCAGCCACAAGGGCUAAGUUACUAAAAGAGCCCCGUGGUUUCGCCUUGUAAAACACAGCGACUUACUCAUUUUGCCAGUGGACUCCCAGGUUAAGAAACAAAAGCUGUGACCUACCCAUUCCUGGCUGCUGCCCUGAACCUUGUCCAGGGAGACAUAUCUUGCAAUUGUGGCUUUCUGUUUGCUGCCCGGUGCUUUUCAGUUGUUUUGUGUGUAUGUGUGUGUGCGUUUUUAAAACCAAAAUUGCAUCGUUUUGGUUGUCCUCAUUGAGUAUAUAUUUAUUGUGUUAUACCAACAUGAAUAUAUAUGUAUGUAUAUGUAUAAAAAAUAUAAAAAGGCAUGUAUACUAGAUAUUUUAAACAGUUAUUUAUCAAGGGAAAAAGAUGUGUGUUAUAAAGUAAACAGAGUCUAUAUUUUAUAUAUAAUGUAGAUAGCAAAAAAUAGCUUAUAAAUUAUAGAAGGUUUUGGUUUUCCUUUUUUAUUAUUAAAGAAAAAAAAAAAAGACAGUGCAAGUGCUGUUAGUGUUUUAAAGGCCAAACUACUAUGGGAGGUGAACUUCCUGUGUGCCCUUGUUACCUGUGUUAUGCUUGGGCUUGGACUCCCCGCAUGGCCAAAUGGCCUGGGCCGCACCAGAUGUGGCCUCCAGCUGGUUUCCAUAGUUCGCAGAGGUGGGAUGAAAGGAUGCAAGUGGCAAAUAAAGAUUUCAAAGAAAAUACAA